CCAAAGUAGACCUUCUUUCAGUUCAACAACAUACAAUGGAUUCUAGAAGUCGUGAAGACACUAGGAUGGUAGAAGAUGGGGAUGCUAAGGCUCUGGAGAACCCCCACAAAGUUUUUGUGGGUGGCAUUUCCUACCGCAUGGAUGAGAUCGGACUCAGAGAACUGUUUGACAAGUACAACCCUGAUACCGUGGUCAUUCAGCUAGACAAAAUGACUCAAAAGCCACGCGGCUUUGGUUUCGUUACCUUCAAGGACCGCGAGAGCAUGCUGGACGCUAUCCGCGACCUGCACAACAAGGAUGUGGAUGGCAGACCUAUUUCCGUGAAGGAGGCUAUUCCGCAGGACCAGAUUAAGCCAGGAACGCCAGCGUCCGCGCUUACUCGUGGAAGUGGAAGCCGGGACGGCGGCGGUCGCUACGAUCGCGGUGGCUAUGACCGCAGGUAUGACCGCGGCGGCUACGACCGGUAUGGCGGAGGCGGUAGCUAUGAUCGCGGCUAUGAUCGCUACGGUGGUGGCGGUGGCGGUAGCUACGGGGACCCUCGCAGCUACGACUAUGGGCGAGGUGGCUAUGGAGACCGCGGCGGCGGCUAUGGGGGCUACGGCGGGGGUGGCUACGAGCGGGAUCCAUACUACCGGGACCCCUACGCGCGGGACCCCUACGCUGCGCCUCAAUAUGGGGGAAGCUACGACAGCCGUUACCCCUCGGACAGCCGUUACCCCUCGGAUAGCCGUUACCACGGCGCGUACGACAGCCGUUACCCCUCGGACUACCCACCUGAAGACAGGUACCGCGGCGGUGCUGGCGGUGGCGCCGGCGGCCCGGACCGCAGCCGGUACCCCUCUGGGCCAGCCCGCUCUGCACCUUACGGCAGGCCCGAUGACCGCCGUGACGUGCGCAGGUAGAGGCGUCAACACUUGGUGUUGGGUCAACAACUAGUGAGUUGCAUGCUGGAAGGCUUGGAGGUUUCAGACAGCGCCAGACAGCUCGCAAACCAGCGAGGCAGGUGUUGCAUUUAGCUUUGUCAGCAAGCAACAACUGAUGGGGCGGAGCAGCUGUCAGAGGCAUUAUAGGCGCGACCGUUGAGCAGCAUGCAGUGACAGAGGGUCAGAGGCGGUUGACAGGCAGUUUGGUGUGUAAGCUUCUGCGCAACCCAGUUGGGGAAAAGAGUGGGAAGGCAGUGUUUGGGGCACAGCGUGGUUGCAGCACACAUGCUAUAGCGCAGCUUGCGCACAGCUGCAUGACAAAUAGUAACAGAUGGGGCAGUGUUCAGUGGCUUGGACAGCGCUUUGGGCCGUAGUUGCAAGUAUGCAAUUGACAUCACAGUUGAUCCAGACUUGGUUCAGGCAUGAGCAGCUCUAGCACAUGGAAUGCGGCAGCUGUUUGGUUCAGCCUGCUUCCCCAGCGUGCAGCUGGCCUUGAGGUAAGUAAAAGAUGUGUGCUGUUCGUGCUAGCCGAAAGGGUGCGUCCUUUCUGCGGCGUGUUGGUCGGCUGUUGCAUGCGGUGUUGGGUAGGAGGCAAGGCUGGGAUGGGGCAACGGUUGGCAUCUCGUCAGGGUUUGGGGGCUGCUUCCUUGCCCAAGCUUGUCCCUUGUCCUCGCUUGUAAUAAUCAGG
Molecule: messenger RNA, 1611 nt
Organism: Astrephomene gubernaculifera
Lineage: Eukaryota; Viridiplantae; Chlorophyta; Chlorophyceae; Chlamydomonadales; Astrephomenaceae
Source: the annotation of a GenBank genome assembly